UGCUGUUGCUGCUGCUGCUGCUGCGGGGCGCGAGUCGAAGCCGCCCGCUUGUUCUCAAUCAGCCAACAGCAGCAGUGCUCGAGUGCCGGAGUAUGAUCGCUGCCCGGACAGCAUAGAUGUGCAGAACCCCUGGAAUAUCCGAGCGCCGGAGACACCAGAAGCGACCACCGUGGAGGACUGUCUUUAUUUAGGCUUCACAAGGGAAGGAGCCACGGCGAAAGCAUGGCGGUAGAAGAGGAAGGUCUGCGAGUUUUCCAGAGCGUUAAAAUAAAAAUAGGAGAAGCAAAGAACAUCCCUCCGUACCCAGGGCCCAACAGGAUGCGGGACUGUUACUGCACCGUCAACCUGGACCAGGAGGAGGUUUUCAGGACCAAGAUCAUUGAGAAGUCUUUGUGUCCCUUCUAUGGGGAAGACUUCUACUGUGAGAUCCCUCGUAGCUUCAGACACCUCUCCUUCUACAUCUUCGACAGGGACGUCUUCAGGAGGGAUUCCAGCAUCGGUAAAGUUGCGGUGAAGAAAGAGGACCUGCAGAAGUACCACGGCAAAGACACGUGGUUCCAGCUGCAGCCCGUCAGCGCUGACUCAGAGGUGCAGGGAAAGGUGCACCUGGAGCUGCGUCUGAGCGAAGUCAUCACAGACAGCGGAGUCAUCAGCCAUAAAUUAGCCACACGGGUGCUGGAGUGCCAAGGUCUUCCCAUCGUUAACGGCCAGUGUGAUCCCUACGCCGCUGUCUCCUUACUGGGCCCUUCAAGGUCAGAUGCAAAGAAGACCAAGGUGAAGAGGAAAACCAACAAUCCGCAGUUCGAUGAGGUUUUCUAUUUUGAGGUGACGCGGCCUUUAAGCUACACUAAGCGUCAGUUUGAUGUGGAAGAAGAGGAUGUGGACAAGCUGGCGCUGAGGGUGGACCUGUGGAACGCCAGCAACCUGAAGUUCGGGGACGAGUUCCUGGGAGGCGUGCGUGUUCCUCUCCGGGCCCUCGGUCAGGCCGGGGUCCAUGACGCGUGGUACUUCCUCCAGCCGCGGGAGAACGGAGGCAAGUCGGUGAAGGUGGAGGAGCUGGGUUCGCUCCGCCUGAACAUCGUUUACACCGAGGACCACGUCUUCCCCUCCGAGCACUACACGCCCCUCAGGGACCUGCUGCUGCAUUCUGCCAACGUGGAGCCCGUGUCGGCGUCCGCGGCCCACAUCCUGGGGGAGGUGUGUCGAGAGAAGCAGGAGGCCGCCAUUCCCCUCGUGCGCCUCUUCCUCCACUACGGCAAGAUCGUGCCUUUCAUCAGCGCCAUCGCUCACGCUGAGGUCAACCGCACACAGGAUCCUAACACCAUUUUCCGGGGUAAUUCGCUGACGUCUAAGUGUAUUGAUGAGACCAUGAAACUGGCAGGAAUGCACUACCUGCAGGUCACACUCAAGCCGAUCAUAGACGAGAUUUGCACAGAACACAAACCCUGUGAAAUCGACCCAGUCAAACUUAAAGAGUCGGAGAACCUGGACACGAACAGGGAAAACCUGCGACAGUACGUCGACCGGAUCUUUGACGUCAUUACCACCUCUGGCGUUCGCUGCCCCACCGUCAUGUGUGACAUCUUCUUCUCUCUCAGAGAGUCUGCUGCCACCCGUUUCCAAGUCGACCAAGACGUCAGAUACACUGCGGUGAGCAGCUUCAUCUUCCUGCGUUUCUUCGCUCCAGCCAUUCUCUCCCCCAACCUGUUCCAUCUACGGCCACACCAUCCGGACCCUGCCACCUCACGAACCCUCACCCUCAUCUCAAAGACCAUCCAGACUCUGGGAAGUCUGGCAAAGUCUAAAUCUGCCAAUUUCAAAGAGUCUUACAUGGCUGCAUUUUACGACUACUUCAAUGAACAGAAGUAUGCGGACGCUGUGAAGAAUUUCCUGGACCUGAUCUCCACCUCUGGAAAGUGGGACCAGAGGAGUAUUGAAACGCCAAUCAUGCUAAAAGAGGGGUUCAUGAUAAAGAGAGCACAGGGGAGAAACCGGUUCGGUAUGAAGAACUUCAAGAAGAGAUGGUUCCGCCUCACCAACCACGAGUUUACGUACCACAAAACAAAAGGUGAGGGCGCUCUGUGCAGCAUUCCCAUAGAAAACAUCCUGGCCGUGGAGCGGCUGGAGGAGGAGUCUUUCAAGAUGAAGAACAUGUUCCAGGUCAUCCAGCCGGAGCGGGCGCUCUACAUCCAGGCCAACAACUGCGUGGAGGCGCGCGACUGGAUCGACAUCCUGACCAAAGUCAGCCAGUGCAACCGCAAGCGCCUGAGCACCUACCACCCGUCAGCCUACCUCAACGGCCACUGGCUCUGCUGCAGGCUGUCGGCGGACACGGCGCCUGGCUGCACGCCCUGCACCGGCGGCCUCCCGGCCAACAUUCAGCUGGAUGUGGACGGAGACCGAGAGACCGAGAGGAUCUACUCCCUGUUCAGCACAUACAUGAGUAAACUGAUCAAGAUGCAAGAGGCCUGUGGCAGUAAGUCUGUGUACGACGGGCCUGAACAGGAGGAGUACUCCAGCUUCGUCAUCGACGACCCGCAGGAAACCUACAAGACCCUGAAGCUGGUCGUUUCCGCCGUGCAGACUCUGGAGCAGCAGCACACCAAGUACAAGCGGGACAAGUUCAAGAAGACCAAGAUAGGCAGCCAGGAGCACCCCAUUGGAGACAAGACUUUCCAGUGUUACAUCCGGCAGCAGUCUGAGAGCUCCACCUACUCCAUCUAAAUGAUCUGUGAUGCCCGGGACCAGCGACUGCUUUGUUUGGAGUUUUUAAUCCUUUUUUUAAACUAGGAGAAAAGAGUCAAGUAAGGUGAGAUCAUAUCACUUGUUUCCAAAGAUUUGUCGAAGACAAACCAGAUGCGACCUGGAAACGAUUAUCCGCUACGUUACUGGUUUCUUCUGUUUUAAGAAAAAAAAACGUUUUUUAAGGCUCACUCCAACUGAGCUGGUUCUGUAGACGGCACCACUCCAAACAGACCUCACAUCAGUGACGAUAAAGAAGAGGACACGAAUGGGGAGGACGACGAUGUCGUACGUCCCUGGGUCUCCUUUAUAUGAUGUGAUGAGAGAAUAAACUUCUUCACUGGACGUUUUUGACAGUGACCAACACGCACUUUAACCGUCUCCAUACGUGAGGAUGAACGCGCCUCACAGCACACUUUCAGAUUUGAGUUGGCUUAUUUUGAUGGGUAUUGAAAUGCUCUGUUGUAUUUCACGCCUGACAGACCAAACCUAAGAAGGAGAGAUGGGCUGUUGUGGGUCCUCGUGUUCGUAUCUUUUCAUUUUUUGGCCCUGACCUCCUCAGGAAGGCUGUGAGGAACACAAGAAGGGAUUGUUGGGACCAAGCACAGCCGAGAGCCGUGGUGCUAUGCUGUGAUCUCACCUACCAGAGCUCACUCUGGACUGUUUUUUUUUUUUUUAAAUCUUUAUCAUAAAUCAAACAGAUGUAUGCGUUCCACUUUUCACAUAUCAUUGGAAGCUUUGUUCUUUUGGUUGUAUAUCAUGCUCCCCGUGUGACCAGCGAAAUAGCUUUUACCACUAACACUGAGUCAAACAAACUUGAGAAAGUCACAUCAUUUGGAUGCUGUUGAAUAGUUUCUUGAUUUUAUGAAUCACGUGUUGUUUCUUCUAACUAAAGACACACAGGACCAACAUCUGUGCCAAUGAUCUGAACUCUGAACAAAGUUUAUUCACUUUUUGUAUAUUCAAAUACAUCGAGGUGAUAGUUAUCAGAAAUUGGGAAUACCUCAGUGUAGAGCAGUCCAGUACUAUGACCUCAAAACCUAUAAUUAAGUUAAAUGUCUAAAAACAGUUAAACAACAAAAAAGUAGAAUUUAAGGUGAGAAGACGUGCCGCACAUGUUUUUUUCACUUAGUUUGUAAAAUAAUUAAAGCCAAACAGUUCUUUCAAUAA
Molecule: messenger RNA, 3912 nt
Organism: Betta splendens (Siamese fighting fish)
Lineage: Eukaryota; Metazoa; Chordata; Actinopteri; Anabantiformes; Osphronemidae
Gene: rasa3
Product: RAS p21 protein activator 3
Exons: 24
Coding region: 223-2724 (833 amino acids)
Biological process (GO): regulation of GTPase activity; intracellular signal transduction; negative regulation of Ras protein signal transduction
Molecular function (GO): GTPase activator activity
Source: RefSeq, a predicted model, not a curated record